This is a messenger RNA of Lathyrus sativus (Indian pea), 1806 nucleotides long. The record is from the annotation of a GenBank genome assembly. NCBI's taxonomy places the organism in Eukaryota, Viridiplantae, Streptophyta, Magnoliopsida, Fabales, Fabaceae.
AUGGAACAGCUUGUCAACUUCAUCAUUCGUCCACCAAGAGCUGAAUAUGACCCCAAAAGUGAUUUGUUAGAUCAAGAGUUCUUGCUGAAAGGGAAAUGGUAUCAUCGGAAGGAUGUAGAGUUAAAAAAUAGCCGGGGUGAUGUUCUUCAAUGCAGCCAUUACAUUCCUAUUGUCAGUGCUGAAGGAAAGCCUCUUCCUUGUGUAAUAUAUUGUCAUGGCAACAGUGGAUGUAGGGCUGAUGCCAGUGAAGCUGCUAUAAUUUUACUUCCUUCAAAUAUUACGGUUUUCACUCUGGAUUUCUCGGGAUCUGGGAUUUCUGGAGGGGAGCAUGUCACUCUCGGAUGGAAUGAAAAGGAUGAUCUAACGGCUGUGGUCAACUAUCUGAGGAAUGAUGGAAAUGUAUCUUUGAUUGGUUUGUGGGGCCGCUCAAUGGGAGCUGUAACAUGCCUUAUGUAUGGAGCUGAGGAUCCUUCAAUUGCAGGGAUGGUUUUAGAUAGUCCCUUCUCUGAUUUGGUUGAUUUGAUGAUGGAACUUGUAGAUACAUAUAAAGUCCGUCUGCCCAAGUUCACUGUGAAGUUUGCAAUCCAGUACAUGCGAAGAGCAAUCCAAAAGAAGGCAAAAUUUGACAUAACAGACCUCAAUACCAUCAAGGUAGCAAAAUCUUGUUUUGUUCCAGCUCUAUUAGGGCAUGCCAUUGACGAUGAUUUUAUACAACCUCAUCACUCUGAUCGUAUAUUUGAGGCUUACAUGGGAGACAAAAACAUAAUUAAAUUUGAGGGAGAUCACAAUUCUCCACGUCCUCAGUUUUACUUUGAUUCGAUAAACAUCUUUUUUCACAAUGUUCUGCAACCUCCCGAGGAUGAGGCUGGGGAAUCAUUUUUUGACCCUGUGAAUGAUUACUUUGGUAAGGAUGCAUGGAGAUCUGUGCAUGAAUUAGGCAACAACAAUGAAUCAUCAUCUAAAAACAAAGAACCAUCAACUAGCAGUACUAUAGAUGCUAUUAAGGAAGUCCGUUCAAGACGACCAAUGAGUAGGAUGGAGGUUCCAUCUGAUAUUUCUUCAAAAGAUGAACAAUGCGGAAAUGAGGAAGAGAAGUGCAGUGAUACAUCCCCGCCGGCUUCAUCCAUGAUAAGCUUUGAGUUGUCCGAUGGUCAUCCCUAUGCCCCCCAUGUUCUCGCAGCAUUGGAUGACGAUCAGUAUGUGGAAUAUCAACUUGAAGACCUUGCAGGUUUUCCAUCUAGUGCAGAGGAGGAGGAAAGAAUGUUAAUGGAAGCAGUAAUGGAGUCACUGAAGGACCUGGAAGUACAAAAUCCAAAGGCAGAAAUGCCACCAGCCAGUAGUAGUGUUCCUUAUGUAUCUGUAGAGCUAUCUGAUAAAGACAACUCACACGAUUCUUCACAGGAGAUUUCUAGACCGAUGGAGAAAGAAUCUUCUCUAGUCGAACACAAAACAGAUUCAAAACCUAAAGACAUUUCCAGUGCAUUAGAAGAAUCUGCACCGUUGAAUGCUGAGCCAAAUACCGUCGCAGUGAAACAUUCCCUAAGUUUGAAGUCCGAGCCAAGUCUAAUUGGGGGAGUGCAGCUGCCACUACCACAGGACAACACAUUAUCCAUUACAGAGUCUAGCAAUACAAGUGGUUCUGCUCGCAGUGAUAGCUCUGUUAGUAUACAAAGUUCAUCAGACACUGACAUAUCACAUAAUACAACAGCCACGGUAACCGUUGUUAGAAAUCCUGCUGGCCAUGUCAUGGAUGGCUUAAUGCGACGAUGGGAUUUCAAUUUUUUCAAAAAUAGUAAUAAUCGGUGA